AUGGGUAAUGUUUGUUGUAGAGAUGAUUCAAGAUAAUAAAGAGGUUAUCUUUUCUAUAUUAUUUUAGAUGAGUUAGAUACUUCACCCAAUCCUGAGGCUUCAAAGCCUCCUGAAUAAAAAGCCUUACUUUCUUAGUAAGGUAGCAAAAAUGCACAAAUUGAAGAAAUUCAAGCAUUAAUUGAAAAUUAAAAAUGUGAAUACAGUGAAGUACAUUAGGAACCUGAAUAAUUAUAAGCUGUUGUUAUGAAAGAAGAAUAAUAUAAAAAUCCUGAAAUAAUUCAAUCAUAAAAAAUAACAAAUGAAAAAAGUAGAAAUAAGUUACUAAUAUUUAGUAAAAAAUGAAUUAAUGAAAAGUAGUUAGGAAGCAGAUUCAAAAUCUAAAAAAAGAAUAAAGUUAGGGUUUGAUAUAUUUGUUAAAGAAAAAGAGGGAUCAAUAGGAUAACAUUAUAUUUUUGGUAAGGUAUUGGGUUAAGGUGCUUUUGGUAAGGUAUGGAAGGUCACUCAUAAAACUACUGGGUUGGUUAGAGCUAUAAAAUAAAUUAAAAAAAGUUCAUUAAUUAAAGAAGAAGAAUAAAGAUUGUUUUCUGAAAUGAAUAUUCUAAGAAACUUAGAUCAUCCUCAUAUAGUUAAAUUAUUUGAACUGUAUUAAGAUGAGAAUAAUUAUUAUUUAGUUACUGAGUAAUUUUAUUAGAAUAUAUAGAUAUUUAUCAGGUGGAGAACUAUUUGAUCGAAUAAAGAAGAUGUCUUCAUUUAGUGAGAGUAUAGCUGCUGAUUAUAUUCGAUAAAUAUUAUUGGCUACUUUACAUUGUCAUGAAUAAAAUAUAGUACAUAGAGAUUUAAAACCUGAAAAUAUUAUAUUUAUAAGUGAAGAUCCAUAAUCUUAAUUAAAAGUAAUAGAUUUUGGUACAUCUCGUAAAUUUGACAAUUAAAAAGUAAUGAGUAAAAGGUUAGGAACGGUAUUUCAAAAAAUCAUUCUUAUUUAUAGCCAUAUUAUAUAGCACCUGAAGUUCUUGGACAUUCUUAUACUGAAAAAUGUGAUAUUUGGUCUUGUGGAGUGAUAUUGUAUAUAUUAUUAUGUGGAUAUCCACCAUUUGUUGGAAAAACAGAAAAUCAAAUAUUAGAUAGAGUUAAAUUGGGUAAAUUUACUUUUGAUCGUAAAUUUAAAUUACAUAAUUAAAAUAGCCGAGGAUUGGGAAACUGUUUCUAAAGAAGCUAAAGAAUUCAUAACAAAAUUACUUAGAAUGGAUCCUAAUAAAAGAUUAUCUGCUAAAUAAGCUCUAGAUGAUCCAUGGUUAGCUAAGUAUGCUCCAUCUACUUAAGUAAAUAAAAAAGCUUUAAAUAAUUUAAGAUAAUUUUAAGUAUUUUUUACAAUAAUUUUUUUGAUAGGCAGAGACUAUCUUAAAGUAAGCAUUAAUGUCUUAUAUGAUUACAUAAAUGUCAACUCAAAAGGAGUUAUAAGAUUUAUAAGAGGAAUUUCAGAGAUUAGAUGAAAAUAAUGAUGGUUUUUUAUCUAAAGAAGAAUUAUUGAAGGGAUAUCUACAAAUCUAAACAGAUCAUAAAUUAGUAGAAGAUGAAGUUGAAAGAAUAUUAUAGAUAAUUGAUAUAAACUAAUCAGGUUAAAUUGAUUUUUCAGAAUUUUGUAUGGCAGCUAUGAAUUAAGAGAAAUUAUUAUCAGUCUAAAGAGUUGAAUAAGCAUUUAAGAUUUUUGAUUAAGUUAAUUAUUGUCAUAAUAUAGAAUGGAGAUGGUUUUAUAUCAAAAAAAGAAUUAGAAGCAGUUAUGGGUGAUUUAGGUGAUGAUGUUUGGAAUCAGAUAUUAACUGAUUGUGAUAAUAAUGGAGAUGGAUAAAUAUCUUAUGAAGAAUUUGUUAAAAUGCUAAAGAAUAAAAAACUUUGA
This is a messenger RNA of Paramecium primaurelia, 1894 nucleotides long. The record is from the annotation of a GenBank genome assembly. Lineage: Eukaryota; Ciliophora; Oligohymenophorea; Peniculida; Parameciidae.